Molecule: messenger RNA, 747 nt
Organism: Cooperia oncophora
Lineage: Eukaryota; Metazoa; Nematoda; Chromadorea; Rhabditida; Trichostrongylidae
Source: the annotation of a GenBank genome assembly
AUGCAACCAUUCUUUCCUAUGACCAAUAUUGAUGGACUGUCCAAUCAAUACACCGAUAACCUCUACACCUACCAAGCUCGUCCAACAUGUUCAGGUGGAAAUCCACAGGGAUGUGGAUCGCGAUUCCUCUUCUGUGACUUCUCGCACGGUGCCGCACGCUGCGCGGCAAAGAUUGCAGUCGGAGGCAACUGUGGAGGAUAUUUUAACAAUGAGGAUCGUUGCUAUCUCAGCAUAUGUCAAAACAAUCGAUGUGUACCGACUACGCAACCACCUACUACCCAGCCCACCCAUCAUGACGACCACGCCAGCUGGACCAAGGCAAGAGGUACUGUUCCUACCUGCUUCAACGAGCAACAGUGUUGUGGCCCAUGGGCCAAUAACGGAGAAUGUCGGAACAACCCAUCAUACAUGAACCUAUGGUGCAGAGCAAGUUGCGGCAUCUGCCGACCGACUACCUACAAUCUCAAUGUCGAAUGUAACAACCGACAUCCGAUGUGCGCCACAUGGGCAGCUCGUGGUGAAUGCACCAGUAACCCGUCAUGGAUGAUCGAAAACUGUCGCCAGGCAUGCAAUCGAUGUGGCCAGACCAGGCAACAAGUGUGCUACGGUGGCGGCGGUUCCAGUGAGACAUUCUUAAGAUAUAUCGAUAGAAUCAAUCAUUUUUGUGGCAGAAAUUUUAUUGCGGUCUGGUUGAACCCUAGUCAAAAAAAACCCGGUUUUAAUUCACAAUUUCCUGCUAACCAAUGA